Messenger RNA from Acipenser ruthenus (sterlet), 2233 nucleotides. RefSeq lists its product as uncharacterized. The transcript has 7 exons. The record is from RefSeq and is a predicted model, not a curated record. The coding region runs from base 805 to 1827 and encodes 340 amino acids. Lineage: Eukaryota; Metazoa; Chordata; Actinopteri; Acipenseriformes; Acipenseridae.
CCCAAACUGCCUUAAAUAUUAAAAAAAAAUCCUGACAAACCAUUUGGCGUACUGAUUUGCCUAUAUUUUGUUUAUUUUUUAAAUUUUAUUUUCAGUUACAUCUGUAUGUUUGAUGUGUGCGUGUGUGCGUCAAAUCGUACAUAGGCCCACUUGGGCUCAUUCUGAAUGUUGGUGAUUUGGGAGGGGGCUACAGGAAGAGCACUGAACUUAAAAAAAUAGGUAGAAGUGGAGAUGGGGGUUGGUUCAGGUGAUGGGGGUUAUUAGGAAGGAACUGGUUCUCAAGGUAUGGGGUUGGGGUGCCAGAACAAGAGAUGGCGCACAAACCAAAAUUGGUCCUCUCUCUAACUUCCAUACAAUAACUAGCCGAUGUUCGUAUUAAAUUCAAUUUUGGAGUUAUUAAGAAAGGAGUAGAGAUGUAUAGAGCUUUAAAUGAACAUAUAACUUUAUAUUAACCUGAGUCAGUGAUAAUCAUUAUUAAUUGAGAGUUUAAUCAAUAUUUUAUUCAUAACAGACAAACCCUUCGCUCGACGUAGAAGUGGAUAUAUAUGAAAUUACAAAUAAAAAAUCGUUUUGCUUUAAGAAUCAUAUCAUAAUUUUAACAUAAUUUGACAGUCCAUUUUGCAUUGGAAAAUGUUUCAGCAAUCGUGUCAUAUGAAAGCAAUCUCAUCAUGAGUCUUAUUUUUAGUGACUGUUGUUAAACCACAGACUUCCCCUUUCCACAGUAUAGCUGUCCUCCCUGCUUUCUUUCAGUCUCAUAGCUCUCAGUGUGUCUGUCAAGAGGACUCUGGGGGAUAGCUGUGCACCAUGAGGACCCUGCUGGCUCUAACUGUACUGCCAUGGCUCACCCUGAGCAGCACCACAGUAAAAAAUAUAACAGUUCCGCCAGAAGUGGAGGUGGAUUUUAACUGUAAUGCGACAGCACUGCCUGUGAGAUGGUUGUGGUUCCCCAAACACUACAAGUGUGCCGGGGAAAGCUCUACGAAGAUCAUUUACACCAUCGAUAAGCAUGGAAACAAGGCAUCAGCAGAGAGGUUUAAGAAGCGCUUAACACUGAGAGGAGAUCCGAAAGCUGGAGAGCAUGCUCUGGUUUUAAGUGAUUCAGUCAUGAGCGAUUCUGGGACCUAUACCUGUGCAGAUUCAAAAAAACGUAUACAGCGUUAUGAACUAGAGGUUACUGCAGGGUGCUAUCACAAUGUUCAGAUCAAGAACAUAUUACGUUCAAGGACAGAACAUGUCAUAUUAUCUUGCUCCUCCUGUGCUGGCAGAAAGCAGAUAAAGAACUUCAACUGGACCUUCAAUGGAAAGCCAGUCAGUGAUUUACCUGGCAUUAGAUAUAUAAGGAAUUCAGUAGUAAUUAUACAGAAUGUGACCGCUGAUGAUGAAGGGAAGUGGAUCUGUGCGUCUGUGGAUGACCCCUCUCAAUUCUCAGAGUAUUGUCUAGACUUGGGGUCAAAGACUGGACGGAAGAACAAUGAGAACAAAUAUCCGAAAGAUACAACACAGGCGACAGGACUGAAUAAAAAUGACUCGGAGAUUGACGGAAAAGGCGGAUUGACUGAUCCUUUGAAAGCAGUGAUACUGGCGGUAGUGGUUCUUAUUGUGGUGGCAUCUGUGACUUCAGUGUGGCUGUACAGGAGGAAGAGAUCUCACAGGUUGAACCAAAAUCUCACUGUUAAUUCAGCUCCAAACCGUGACAUUUCUCCCCCGGUGUCUGUAGGGACUGGUCAGGCAAUGACAGGCACUGCUACACAGGAUGAAGAUGAGGGUCAGUAUACCUCCCUGACUGUAAGGGAGCCUGCAAUCUACUGUGAUCUCAGAGUACAAUAGCGCCCUCUGCUGGAGACAGCAGUGGUGCGCAACAUGCAGCCACUUCAUAUGAGCCCAGCCUACAGCUCUGGCCAAAAGUUCUGCAUCACCCUAUAGAAUGAACUGCUUGUUAGUCUUAUAGUAUGAAACUGUUACCAUGACAACGUGCAGGUAUGAAUUCACCCAGAGUAUUUAAAUAAUUGGUAUUUACCUGUGAUAAUCUGAUAACCCAAACCUGUAACCCAACAGCAUUUACCAAGUCACUGUGGUGUGCACGGACUUCUUAAACCUAAGUGAUCUUUAAACCGGGGAGUUUUGAAUAGAGUUAUGAAAAUGAUCCUCUAAUGUGUUUGUGUGGUUUCUUUGUAAGACGAGACCAGGUGGCCAACGCAUUGUGUAAAUAAAAUAAAUGUUUGUGUGCUCUGAA